Molecule: messenger RNA, 6074 nt
Organism: Planococcus citri (citrus mealybug)
Lineage: Eukaryota; Metazoa; Arthropoda; Insecta; Hemiptera; Pseudococcidae
Product: 5'-AMP-activated serine/threonine-protein kinase catalytic subunit alpha-like
Exons: 9
Coding region: 384-3401 (1005 amino acids)
Biological process (GO): intracellular signal transduction; protein phosphorylation
Cellular component (GO): cytoplasm
Molecular function (GO): protein serine/threonine kinase activity; ATP binding
Source: RefSeq, a predicted model, not a curated record
CGAUAUUCCGAACGACGACGCUACCGUGGUAGCGCGCUGUGUGGAAGCAUUUAGUUCGAGUGUUCGAACCAGUGAUAGCCGCGAAAAAUACUGCAAAAAUCCCCGUAUCGGAAAAUAUUUUCUGCGUUUGCAUACACACUCGCGUAUUUAUGGAAAAACUGUGUCGAAGGUGAAUAUUUUUUUUUUUUCAUUAAUUCAUUCGACGACGUCAGUCGAGCAAAUUUAUAUCGUCGAAUAUACAGCAUCAUUAGCCAUGGCCGCCGCUAUACUUACACGGUGUACGAAGAGGAAAUCUAAUUUCGAAGCAGAUUCGAAAAAAUGAACUCACCGACCGAUACGAAUGUAAAAUAGAUACCGAAGACUGUAUUUAACCGAGAAAAAAAAUGGGAGACGGUUACAAGCUGGAGAGGGUUGGAUUCUAUACCAUCGAGAGGAGAAUCGGAAAAGGAAAUUUUGCCGAAGUUAAAUUAGCCAGACAUCGAAUUACGAAAACUGAAGUUGCCAUUAAAGUAAUAGAAAAACGAAGACUGGAUGCAGUAAAUCUGCAAAAAGUUUACAGAGAAGUUGAUAUCAUGAAGCAGUUGGAUCAUCCGCAUAUCAUAAAAUUAUAUCAAGUAAUGGAGUCCAAUGACAUGAUAUUUAUCGUUUCUGAAUAUGCUAGUCAAGGAGAAAUAUUCGAUUACAUCGCCAAGCAUGGUAAAAUGUCAGAGAGCGCUGCUAGGCGUAAAUUUUGGCAAAUUUUAUCCGCCAUUGAAUACUGCCAUAAUCGAAGAAUCGUACACAGAGACUUAAAGGCUGAAAAUUUACUAUUGGAUAGCAAUAUGAAUAUAAAAAUAGCCGAUUUCGGUUUUAGUAAUUAUUAUAAUCCCAACGAAUUCCUAUCAACGUGGUGUGGUUCACCUCCUUACGCAGCUCCUGAAGUGUUCGAAGGAAAGAAAUACGUCGGACCGGAGAUAGAUAUUUGGAGUCUCGGUGUCGUAUUAUACGUAUUAGUAUGUGGAGCUUUACCUUUCGAUGGACCAACACUACAUGUUCUAAGGGAUAGAGUAUUAUCCGGCAGAUUCCGUAUACCGUAUUUCAUGAGUACUGGUUGUGAAUCUCUAAUAAGAAAAAUGUUAGUGCUAGAGCCGCAGAAAAGGUACACGAUAGAACAAAUUAAAAGACAUUCUUGGAUGGUAGAAGAAGCUCCCAGAUUACUUCCCAGUACCGGAGGAGGCGAUGGUAAAUCUGAACCAAAUGAACAAAUUCUAUUACUAAUGCAAAACUUGGGAAUCGACUCAGGGAACACCAGAGAAUCCCUUCGUUGCAAAUACUACGACCACUACGGAGCGAUUUAUUAUCUAUUCUUGGAUCAUCUACGUCAACACCACACAAUCCCCAUACAAGAUAUCAAAAAGAGUCGACACUUCGAAAUGAUCCAACAACGACAGCGAACUUCUCAAAAGAAACCAGCCCAUACGCCGGUUUUCCAGCAUUCGUCGCUAAAUAAUCCGAAUUUCGACGCUAUCAGCGGCUAUCGACGCUUAUCCGGCGACUCUCGUCAUUCGUAUAUUCAAGACUCGUCGAAGGAUAUCAACGCUCUGCACGAUAUCUCGUUGAAUUCAAAUUCGCUCUUUCAAACUAGUCCAUGUUCUGCGUUGGAGGCGAUCAAUGGCAACGAAAGUCGACAUAAGUCACCGGCUUGCUACGUUCACGUUAUAAAUCAGCAGACUAUCAUUAAUAAUAUCGCUCCGUUGUUGAACUUUUCCAAUAAUUCGUAUUCCAAAGAGCAAUUACCUUUGUCGCAAUUGCCUCUAAUGAGCUCUAGUUUAACUUCGCAAAAUUAUCAACCCGUUAACAUAUCAAGCGCUAGUCAUUCACCGUCGCAAAAUUCCGUUCUCAAUACAAUCAAUAACGAAUUACUGCAGCAGUACCAAGACACUCAUAUCUCUCCGUUGAAUAGCUCUUCGCCGUCUUCUCUAUCUGCGCACUCUUUUAAAAUGACUAGUCCGACGGUAGGACAAUACAGUACGUCACAAUAUAACACCUCGCCUAAUUACUCUCUAGUCAAUUCUCAGUUUUCGUCCAUCAUCAACGAGAUGGAAAACUUAUCGGAAACUGACACCGGUUUUAAUACGAAUUCUUACAGCGAUAGCGCUUCGAACGCGUUCAAAUAUUCGGAUAUCUCGGAUUACUCGACGGAAAGCUCGCGUUUCUCGUACCCCGAAACCAGCGGUAUAAUUGCUCAAUAUUCGAAUUCUACCGACGAAGGUGUCGAAGCUGAUAUCGACGAAGGGUAUCAAUGUCAACGUCUUUCAUAUGCUAGUUCUUCAUCUUCCAGCGGCGUAGGCGCACAAAAUACUAGUUUUAGUCAGAACGAAUCGUGUUCUUCGUUUCACGCUUUGACCAAUCAAAGCUCGUUCGAAAGUUACAAGGAUAAAAUUAAAAUGGAUGUUACGUCUAGUUUGCCUUCGUGUGCUGCGACCAGUGCCUAUAAUGUGGCUAGUGUUAAAACCAAGAAACGUAAGACGCCUUCGGUGUGUCCGAGCAGCUGGCGCAGGUAUAGCCCGCUGGUUCAAAAUCAGUCGACUAUUUAUCAGUUUUCGACUUCGAGAAGUGGCAUGAAAUCUCCGAGUGACUUCAGAGAAGGAAGACGUGCUUCUGAUGGUUUGGUUACACAACACGAAGGUAAAUCCAAGAACAUCGAAACCAGCAGUCUGAAAGAGAGUACUUCCAAAGACGCCAUUUUCAGCCCAGAAUACUUCAAUUUGACCGAGAAAGCCAAAGGUUUCCUAGAACUGCACGAAUUACACAAAGAACACUACGAUUUGAAAUCAUUAUACGAUAAUAUUCUCAAUCAAGAAGAAGAUAUUCUCCAAAGACAACUCCUAUCUCUUUCUUAUAAACCACAACACGAAAACAAAUUCAAAUACCCAUCUCCUCGUAGUCCAACCUACUCACGCCAAAGUCCUUACCAAGAAUCGUAUUCGAAAUCUUACGACACCACAGAAAGAGACAGCGUUUUCCUCGACUCCGUAUCGAGUUCAAUUUCAACUUGCAAAUCGCCCACAAAAAUACACCAAAAAUGGCAACAGAGCUCCCCCAAGCAAGCGUUUUCUCCCAUAAAACCGGCCAGCAUUCAUCACAAUAACGAAAUGAGUCCGUCGCGAAAUCGUAGAAAAAUCUUUAGACAGUUUAAGCACAAGCCCCAUAUACCUACGGUACCAUCGCUGCAAUCGUACACCGAUGACAUUCCUACAAUCAUCGAAGACAGCAGUAAUGGGUAUUUGAAAAAUGACGACCUCCUUGCAAGUCAAUGGCAGCAAACACUGCCAUCGACUUCAUCGUCGUCUCAAAGUGAAACAAGUCCACAUAUCACAUGGAGUUCGUCAAUUCAAGAAUCAGAUUCAUUCCAAUUUUAAUUUAUUAAAUCGUAACGUAUUCGUAGUUUUGAGUAGUGAUGAUGGAAUAUAUAGGUAUCAUUUUGUGUAAGUAGUCGGCAUUUUAAAACAAUUUUGCAUUUUGUUAUCCUUUAUUAUACGGAAUGAACUUUCAAUGGAUUUAUUUAUUGUAUUUUGAUAGGUAGUCAAGGUGAUAAUUUGAUAUUAAGAGUCGAUAUUUUAAUCCUUGGCACAUUGUAAAAUUUCUUAAAGCUUUCGUUUCGAAUUUUUAUGAAGCUUUAAUAUGUACCCUACCGUUUAUCCUACUGUGCUUUUUUUGUGUAGAAUUAAAUGAGAAAACUAUCUAGUCAUAAGAUUUUUUUAUAGGCCUACUUUAACACCAAAAUUUAUCGCCGUUAAGUUAAAUUAAAUUCGACUUACACACGACAGCAGUGACAGUAUACUGGAAAUUUAUUAGUCUGCAAUGUCGUUACAAGUUGCGAAAAUUUAAUCUUGAAACUAAAAUUCUAAAACGAGGCAAUUCUUCGUGUCAAAAAGAGUAAAAUUUAUCAUUCUAGAAGUUAAAAUGUAUUAUUAAUGAAAAACGAGUGAUGCCAAUCAUAUUUUUGUUUUUUAAAUACCUACAUUAUGUAUGAUCUACAUUUGUGUACCUAAUUAUAAUUUUUUAGCUUUCUUGUUUCGCUUUAAUAAUAAGGUUUAUUGUUAUUAGUAGAAAUGCUAAAUGUCUGUAAUACCUAAGAGUGAAAAAGAUGUAAGGUUUUAUGUUUUUGCCUCGACCACGAAGCUAGAAAUUGCGGCUCUCAGAAGAAUAAUAUUUUAGCAACUCGUUUUAUGAUGCAGAAAUGAAAAAAAAAUACUAUUUCUAGUCGACAGUUCGAAGCAUCGAGUAAAUUCAACCGAGGCACUUCUUUUUCGGUCUUAUUAUAAGUGUAAGUUUGAUAAUGACUUCAAAUAUCUUCCAUUUUUCUUUUUUAAAAUUUAAAUUAUUAGUGGUAAUUAGUGGAAAGGGUAAAAAUUACAUUUGUUAAACUGAAACAUAUCGAAACAUUAUGGGAAAACAUUUUCAACAUUUUAAUUUGUUUUGUAUUCCUUCAUCGCAAACAUAUCGCUACGAGUCACCUGAGGUAGAAUAUUCACUCAAAAAAAGAAACCAACUUAAAUUUAAUUACGAAGGUGGUGAUUUGUGAUACCUUUAUUUCAUUGCCCUGUAGAAUUGCCUCCAAAUUUCAAAAACAUAUGAUCACCAACGAGAAAUUUGUAAUCAAUGUGAAGUAUAAUCUUAUAAAUAAAAUGACCCAGGUAAUUCCGUCACAAGGUUCAAACUUAUUUGGAUUUUUUGACCAAUUUAGAAAAGUUCAGAAAUUAAGCAUUAAUCGUUGAACUUUGUACUAAAAAAUUUCAUUCAAUGAUAAAAGAACUAACAUUCAAUUGAUACGACGAUGAAAUUCAAAGAAAUCAUUUUCACUCAAGUUCUCAAACAAAAGACAAACGAGAAAAUGAUAUUUUUUUGACUAAUCCCUCUACAAAUAGAAAUUAUAACAAUCCUGUCACAAUUUGAAUCACUUCUGGUACUUCAUAAUUAUUAUUCGUUACCUUACCAUGCCUUUACCUAUCACAAUAACUGCAAUCUCAUAAUAAUCUAUUCAUCUUGGCUACUUGUUUCACUUCAUAUAUUGUUAUUUCUGCGAUUUAUUACGUUUUAUAUUAAGUAAAAUUAAUAAUUUAUUCCGAUUUUUUGUACCGUUGAUAAAUUGUUUCUAUUGCCUAUGACUAUCAAAUUGCAUAUUAUAGAAUUAUGGUAUCAUUAAUAAUAAAAAAAAGAUGAGAUAAAUUCAAAACCCACCGGUGUAAGGCCUGUAAAAACUAAUCUCAAAUUAAAACGAUGUACUUACAUCAUACAUAUUUGAAACAUAUUCUAAAAUUUAAUGAAAUUGAGUAAUGCACACUAAAAUAUAAAUGCAUUUUUGUAUUAAUUAUUGUGGACAAACUUUCCAUCACAAAUUUUAUGUUUUUUAAAAUUAUUACUAGCAAGAUUUUCUCUUCGAAAAUAAAUUAUGCAUUGCAAAAGUUUUGAAAGCACCAAUUCGUUGGUUGAAAACCUUGUUAAAAUAAAUUAUUUACUUUCAUUAGACAACGCUUUGCAUUAUAUGAAUUUGAAAAUGAUGAUAAGAUCUUUUCUGAAAUCGUAUCUAUUUUUGGAGAACUCGAGUUUAAAUAUGUGAACAAUAUAUUGAAAUUCUAUUGAAUGCUUAUUAUUAUGAACCGAACACAUAGCUAAAUAGGUCUUACGUAUAUUCAUACCGUACGAAGAAUCGAGCAAUGAGAAACACUCGGAGUAAUAUAAUAAUUAUUUUACUGUUUUUUACCACCUAAGAUAUAUAUUUUACACUUUGUAUACAAUUUUUUUAAGGAUUUCUUUCACAUUUUCACAUCAAUAUUUUCCAAUUACUUAAAGUCUCAUUGGUUUCAGCGUGUACAUAUAUUGUUCAUCAUAUUUAUCAAUAAUUUUCCUUCAACUGAAAACGAAUAUUAAAUAUUUUUAUUGUUUUUUUGUUAUUACUCGACAAUAAAAAAGAAACGAGGAUAUCCGUAAUAAGAUAUUGAAAUGUUUUUCAUGAUUUAUAUAUGUUCCUCCGAUGUAAACAUCAUUUGUUUUCAUGGAAAACUUUGAAUAAAAUUUUUAUAUACCGUUUA